AUGCUCUCUGCACGAAUUCCACUGUCUUCUCUUCGCAUUUCACGCUCUGCAGCUUUUUCGUCUGCUGCUGAAUUCCACGACCCGAUCAAAGAUCAAGCAGAAGCAUUGGUCGCCCGAAAACCAUCUGAAGCGAAAAAGGGAAGAGUACAAAGUUGGAGAGCACCAGUAUACACAGCUCCUCAUCGACAUGUCUUUGAACAAUCGCCGGAUUUCUCAUUCAAAGAUGGGCGUACAGUGCAUGUGACGUCUCGGAAGCAACUCGAUUACAAACUCGACCAAAUUCGACUUGCUAAAAAGAUCGUGGCACUUUUGAAAGAAACCGAAAACGUGGAAACCAUCUACAAACGAGAGCAGGAGGCGAGAAAAAGAAAAGAAGCAGAGGAAAUUGGAAGACGACCGAUGGCAAAAGGAAAUAAAAAUAUUGAUUGA
Molecule: messenger RNA, 429 nt
Organism: Caenorhabditis remanei
Lineage: Eukaryota; Metazoa; Nematoda; Chromadorea; Rhabditida; Rhabditidae
Exons: 4
Coding region: 1-429 (142 amino acids)
Biological process (GO): mitochondrial translation
Cellular component (GO): mitochondrial large ribosomal subunit
Molecular function (GO): structural constituent of ribosome
Source: RefSeq, a predicted model, not a curated record